AUGCAAACGUCGUUUUCCAUUAUCUUGCUUUACGUCUGGGAUUUUGUUUCUGCCCAGAUUCAUUACUCAAUUCCAGAAGAAUUAGAAGACGGCGCUUUCGUUGGGAAUAUUGCUAACGAUAUUGGAUUAAAUGCGAGAGAACUGUCCAUCCGCAGGUUUCGGAUCAUGUCAGCUGCAAAGAAGAGGUAUUUCGAAGUUAAUUUAAAGAAUGGAAUUUUGUUUGUUAAUGACAAAAUUGACAGGGAACAGCUCUGCGGCCAAACUCUUACGUGCUUGCAAAAUAUCGAGAUUGUUACAGAAAAACCAUUAAGACUGUACCGUGCUGAGGUUGAAAUACAAGAUAUCAAUGACAAUUCCCCCAGUUUUCCGCAGGAUGCGCUACGUUUGGAGAUUCUUGAAUCAACACCUCCGGGAACUCGCUUUCCACUACAGAGCGCGCAUGACCCCGAUGUCGGUACAAACUCUGUUCACACUUAUAACCUCAGUCCAAAUGAUCACUUCACGCUGAAUGUUCAAAACAGCAGUGAUGGAACUAAGAGUGUAUUUUUGGUGCUGGAUAAAUUCUUGGAUAGAGAAAAACAAGCUGUACACACUUUACUUCUCAGUGCCUUAGAUGGCGGGAUUCCAACACGAUCUGGUAAUGCCCAAAUUAUUAUCGCUGUUCUUGAUGCCAAUGACAAUGUGCCUGUAUUUGAUCAGUCUGUUUAUUGGGUGAAAGUGAUUGAAAAUGUAAUCGCUAAUACAUUAGUUAUUAACCUUAAUGCGACUGAUUUGGAUGAAGGCACAAAUGCAGAAAUAAUUUACUCUUUUAGCAGUUACACUCCAGACAGAUUGCAUGAACUGUUUAGUAUAGAACCUCAUACAGGAAAAAUCACAGUUAAUGGAGUAUUGGAUUAUGAAGAAGCCAGCGUCUACGAGAUUAACGUGCAAGCCAGAGACCAGGGUCCUAAUUCUGUUCCUGCAUAUUGCAAAGUUGUAGUGGAGAUUGUCGACAUGAAUGACGUCAUACCUGAGAUGACGCUGAUGUCAUUAUCCAGCUCCAUAACUGAAAAUGCUACGAUAGGAACGAUGAUAGCUCUAAUUAGCGUAGCGGAUCCGGAAUCUGGAGAAAAUGGCAAAAUUAGUUGUUAUGUUCCCAAUAACCUUCCAUUUCGGUUGAAACCGUCUUUCAAGAACUCUUACAUGUUGGUUAUUCGUGCAUUAUUGGACAGAGAAACUGUUCCUCAAUACACAAUUAAUGUCACUUGUUCAGAUGCUGGAUCGCCUCGUCUCUUCACCAACAAAAUCAUUGUACUGGAGAUCUCUGACAUUAACGACAAUGCACCACACUUCACAAAGUCAACGUAUACAGCCUAUAUAUCGGAAAACAAUACGCCCGGAGCAACCAUCUGCUCGGUUACGGCUUUUGAUUCUGACCUUGGUCAAAACUCUGAUAUUUCUUACUCUAUUAUGGCGAGUCAGAUUCAAGGCAUGCCUAUCGAGUCCUUUGUAUCAAUUAAUUCAGAAAAUGGAGAAAUAUUUUCACAGCGUUCAUUUGAUUAUGAGCAAUUUAAGAACUUUCAAAUCCACGUCCAAGCUCGAGACGCUGGAACUCCAUCCCUCAGUAGCAAUGUUAUGGUAAACGUUGUAAUCCUCGACCAAAACGACAACUCUCCUGUUGUCGUAUCUUCCCUGUCGAAAAAUGGAACUUACGUAAUGAUGCCUCGAUCAGCAAAUCCAGGUUACCUGGUGACAAAAGUGACUGCAGUUGAUGCUGAUUCUGGACAGAAUGCCAGAUUGAUUUACCAAUUGAUCCAAUCUACUGAUAGAACUCUUUUUACUGUUGCACGCAAUUCGGGAGAAAUCAGAACAAUGCGACUCUUUGAAGACAGAGAUUCAACUACACAAGUGCUCAUAAUCUUGGUAAAGGACAAUGGUCAUCCUUCCCUCUCCACUACUGUCACAGCUACAUUGUCGCUGAUGGAUAAGACUGCUGCAAUUAUGUCAGAUGUUAGCAAUCAACCCCAAGAUAUUGAGCAAUCGACGGAUUUCGCCAUCUAUAUAAUAAUAUCCCUAGGUACUGUCUCAUUCAUCCUUUUUUUGAUAAUAAUUGCGCUCGUUACCACAAUGUGCCACAAUAGCAAUGAUCACAGCGACGAUUGUUCUCUGAUGAAUUGUUGUUUUGGACGUGAGAUUAGAAACAAUACAUCGAAGCAGUCUCAGGCAAAUCCUCGGAUAGCGCCCAACGUUCAACCAACUACAAAUGUUAUGGAAGUUCGUGGAACUGGGUCACUCUCUGAGACGUAUUGCCUGAUUCGUCCAACAACUGAACGCGAGAAUGGGAACUGCAUACUUCUCACGCCUUUCGGUUCUGCAACACGUAGAAGCAAUAUCAAGAAUACUGACGUGCAUUUCUCAGAAUACAAUCAGCAAAAAAAACAAAAGCCGAAUAUUAUCAGUGAGAUCAUCGAGGACAAGAGAUGUAAACUGGUCAGCGUUUUGCUUGAUUUAUACUGGAUAUCAAUAGUUGAUUUUUUUUUGGAAGGUGGAGUGUUAAUUAUUUUGUAUCUUUGCGAAUGCAAGGGCGAAUUCGGACAGAGAAUGCAAGCAUUGUUUACAGUUUUCCUGCUUUGUAUCUGGAAUAUCGGUUAUGGUCAAAUUCGCUAUGCUAUUCAUGAAGAAUUGAAGCAUGGUGCCUUCGUUGGGAACAUUGCUCAAGAUCUGGGUCUGGAUGUGAAAGAGCUCUCCAGUCGCAGGCUCCGCAUUAUGUCUGCAGUAAGAAAACGGUAUUUCGAGAUUAAUUUGGAGAAUGGCGUUUUGUUUGUGAAUGAAGUGAUAGAUAGGGAGUACGUAUGUAGACAGAGUCCUGCUUGUUUUAUGAAUCUGGAGGUUGUUGUAGAAAACCCAUUGGAACUCUACCGUAUCGAAGUAGAAAUAUUAGAUAUUAAUGACAAUUCACCCAGUUUUUCAAAAGCUGAGAUCCAUUUGGAGGUCCUGGAGUCAGCGCCACCGAGAACUCGAUUCCUUCUUCAGAGUGCUCAUGAUCCGGACUUGGGCAUCAAUUCUGUCCGCAUUUACUAUCUCAGUCCAAAUGAACACUUCGCUUUAGAAGUGCAGAAUAGCGGGGACGACAGCAAGUUCGUCCACCUGCUUCUCGAGAAAUACUUGGACAGGGAACAACAGGCGAUUCAUCAUUUGCUCCUGACUGCUGUUGACGGGGGAUCCCCAGAGCGGACUGGUACAGCCCAAGUUAUCGUCACUGUGCUGGAUGUCAAUGACAAUUCUCCCGCGUUUGACCAGAUGCUCUAUAAAGCCAGUCUACUGGAAAAUGUACCGAUUGGCACUGCGGUUAUCAGAUUAAAUGCGAGCGAUCCGGACGAAAGCACGAACGCAGAAAUAGUGUAUUCCCUCAGUGACCUCACUCCAAGUCCUGUCCGAGAACUUUUUGAAAUGGAUUCUCGAACAGGUGAAAUCAAAGUCAAAGGGAUUAUAGAUUUUGAAGAAACCGAGACUUAUGAAAUUAUAGCGGAAGCCAAAGACAUAGGUCCAUUUGCACUCCCCGUGCAUUGCACUGUCCUCAUUGACAUCAAGGAUGUCAACGAUAAUGCGCCCGAUAUGACUCUGAUGUCAGUAUCUAAUUCAGUCCGAGAGGAUGUGCCUUCUGGAACUGUGAUAGCGCUGAUCAGUGUAACCGACCGAGAUUCUGAAGACAACGGACUUACUACCUGCUUACUUCAUCCCAACCUGCCGUUUGAACUCAAAUCGACAUUCAAAAAUACGUACACGGUGGUUGUCCAGCAGCCGCUGGACAGGGAAACCAUGUCUGAAUACCGAAUUGGAAUCUCUUGCUAUGAUUCAGGAUUUCCUCCUCUAUCUACGAACAAAACUAUUCCAGUGCAAGUGUCAGAUGUAAAUGACAACCCGCCACGUUUUGCAAAUGCCUUUCACACUGCAUACGUGAUGGAGAAUAACGCCUUUGGGGCUUCCAUCUGUUCAGUUUCUGCUUUUGAUCCUGACUUGGGUCCAAAUUCCCACCUUACCUAUUCCGUUUUCGACAGCCUGCUCCAAGGUAUGCCCAUCUCAUCGUAUGUCUCCAUCAAUUCAGAGAGCGGGAUCAUCUUUUCACAGCGCUCCUUUGAUUACGAAAAGCUUAAGAAUUUCCAGAUUUAUGUUCAAGUGCAGGAUGCUGGUUUGCCGCCGCUCAGCACAAAUCAUACAGUGCAUGUAGUCAUCCUGGAUCAAAAUGACAAUGCACCUGUAAUUGUGUUUCCUCUAACAAGGAAUGGAUCCGCAGUAACCAUUCCUCGACUAGCAGAUCCAGAUUAUUUGGUCGUCAAGGUAAUUGCCAUUGAUGCCGAUUCUGGACAAAACGCACGGUUGUUUUAUCAGCUUCUCGAUGCGACAGAUAAGAAUCUUUUCGCUAUGAGGAUUAACUCGGGAGAAGUGAGGACUACUCGUCAAAUUGAUGACAGAGAUGUUGCAGUACAGAUGAUGGUCGUACUGGUUAAAGACAAUGGGCAUCCUCCUUUAUCUGCCACUAUUACCAUCACGCUAUCAAUUGUUGAUAGCACUGAAGACGUUAUUCAUGCCGUUACAUUUAUGCCUAGAGUCCCUGAGUAUCCCUCUAGUGCAGCCCUUUAUAUAAUUAUAUCUUUAGGGGCAAUCACACUUACUCUGAUGGUUGCGCUAAUAGCUCUUGUUAUCACAGUUUGUCGCAGUUCAAGCAAUGAUGAGGACUGGUGUUUGUGUUUUGAACAUAGCGAUUCAGAAACGAUAUAUCGAAAUUCCAACUUAAAUUUUCACACCGUGCCAGACUCCAGUCUAAUUAAAAAUGUUAUUGAAGUACGUGGGUCUGGUUCUCUCGCUGAAACGUACUGCUAUACCCUGCGGACUGCCUCGGAAUCGGGUAAAGGUGAUUCCCAAUUCCUGACCCACUUAGGUGCAGCAUCCACCAGAUGCCAAUCUAAUGCUGCUGAUAGGUAUUUUUCAGACUGUAAUCAAAAAGAAAUGGACAACACCACAAUGUUUGCCACUGAGGUAUGCGAAGUCAGAGGUUUUGAAGAAACUAAGAAUGAUGUUGAACAUGGUGGAACUGCACACAUCCAGGCAAACACAGGACAUCAUCAUACUCUUUACUCGUGUCUUGUAGAUGGUACAAAGGCUUUUAGGGAGCCUGAGUGUUUGUUACAGUCCUUACAAGGUCGCACAUACUGCAGCACUGAGGAACUAAAAAGAGCGAAAGAGAAAUACCUAUACCGCAUAGUCAAGAAGAACGGACAGAGAAUGCUAGUGUGGUCUUUUAUUUUCCUGCUUUGUAUCUGGGAAAAUGUCUCUGGACAGAUCCGUUAUUCAAUUCCUGAAGAACUGGAACAGGGAGCCUUUGUUGGGAAUGUCGCCAGGGAUUUAGGCUUAGACGUGAACCAAUUAGCUAAUCGCAAGCUUCGGUUAAUGUCUGAGGCCAAUGAGCGGUAUUUUAAGGUAAACUUAGAUAAUGGAGAGUUGCGCGUGAAUGUUAAGAUAGACAGAGAGAAACUCUGUGGACAAAAUGCUAGAUGCGUGCUUACUAAUAACAUUAUCAUCGAAAAUCCGGUGGAGCUCUACAGCGCUGAAGUUGAGAUAUUGGAUAUAAAUGAUAAUUCACCCAGUUUCUCAAAUGAUGAGCUCCGUCUGGAGAUUGUGGAAUCAGUUCCGCUGGGAACGCGCUUCCUGCUCCCGAGCGCGCACGAUCCAGACGUGGGGACCAAUUCCAUCAACGCUUACCAUUUGAACGCAAAUCAACACUUUGCCUUAGAGGUCAAGAACAGCAGUGACGGCAGUAUAACUGCGGUCUUAGUGCUAACCAAAGUUUUAGACAGGGAAGCGUUAGCGAUUCAUCGAUUAACUCUGACAGCUAUUGACGGUGGAACUCCAGUAAGAUCUGGCACGUCCCAAAUUCUUAUCACUGUUCUCGAUGUCGACGACAAUUGGCCGGUGUUCGAGCAGGCAGUGUACAAGGUGAAGUUACCGGAAAACGUGCCAGUGGGUACUUUGGUUAUCAAGCUCAAUGCCACUGAUUUGGAUGAAGGUUCGAAUGGCCAAAUAAGCUAUUCCUUCAGCAGCAGUACCCCAUCCGGAGUGCGUGACCUCUUCAGUCUCGGGUCCAGAAUGGGAGAAAUUAGAGUCAAGGGGGUAUUGGAUUUUGAGGAGGAUAACUUUUAUGAGAUUAAUAUUGAAGCAAAGGAUAGUAUUCACUUUGCGGUUUGCAAAGUUGUAGUAGAGAUAAUUGACGUGAAUGAUAAUGCACCCGAGAUAACCUUAAUGUCAGUAUCUAGCCCGGUCCGCGAAGAUGUCCAGCCCGGGACUGUAGUAGCACUGAUGCGUGUAACAGAUCGAGAUUCAGGAAUAAAUGGACAGUUUGAAUGCCAGAUUCCGGGUGAGCUACCAUUUAAUCUCAAGUCAUCCUUGAAAAAUACAUAUACACUGACUAUCAGUCAUCACCUGGACCGAGAGAUAAAUUCCCAAUAUACGGUCCACGUAAUCUGCACUGAUGCAGGAUCUCCUCCUCUCUCAGCGAACAAAACCAUUCUGGUUCAGAUUUCAGAUAUGAAUGACAAUGCACCACGUUUUGCACAGCUUUCCUAUACGGUAUAUGUCCCCGAGAACAGUCCUGCUGGCUCAUCUAUUGGUGCUGUCUCUGCUUUGGAUCCGGAUCAAAACCAGAACGCACAUAUUGUGUAUUCGAUCCUGAACAGUCUGGUUCAUAACAUGCCUGCGUCCGCUUACGUUUCAAUCUCCUCGGACGCCGGUGUCCUCUAUUCCCAACGCCCCUUCGACUACGAGGAACUCAAAAACUUUCAGAUCCACGUGCAAGCUCAGGAUAGUGGAUUUCCGGUCCUUGACAGCAACGUUACCGUCAACAUUGUGGUCCUUGACCAGAACGAUAACGCACCCCAAAUCAUCUCCCCAUUGACCAACAACGAUUCUGGGAUCACUGUGCCCCGCUCUGCGGAACCCGGCCACCUCGUGACCAAAGUGAUGGCUGCAGAUGCGGAUUCUGGCCAGAAUGCACGUUUGACUUACCAGUUGCUGGAGGCUACUGACUCGGGCCUAUUCACCAUAGCACAUGGUUCAGGAGAGAUCAGGACAAUUCGUCAUUUCAUGGAGAAGGACGACCCCAUUCACAAACUCAUUGUUUUAGUUAAAGACAAUGGCCACCCACCCCUUUCAAGUACAGUAACCAUCAAUGUAUUAAUAACAGAUAAUAACGCAGAAACGCUAUCAGAUCAAAUUCCUCAAGUCCAUGAUGUCCGUCCCAAUUCUAACUUAGCUUUUUAUUUGAUAAUCACUCUAGCUUCAACCUCCUCCAUUCUCCUUGUGAUUCUAAUCGUCCUCAUCGUGACCAUGUGCCACUCUGAUAGAAGUAGGUCUCGUUGCUGUGACCUUUCCCCAUCCUGUUGCAAUUUAAAUCGGUGGCACACGGACGACACUUUUCCAAAUUCCCAUCUAUAUUUUCAAACUGUACCUGACUAUAAAGGAACGCCACACUUCGUUGAGUUGGUGGGUAAUGGGUCGCUCUCUCGAACAUACUCCUAUAAAGUUCGUCCAAAUCAGUUAUCAAGUAAAGGAGAUUUUGUCUUCUUAGCACCGUACAAUACAGCAACUUUGCAAAAUGACGCAGCCAAUACUGAUACACUUCUAGCAGAGUGGAGAGGAGAGUUAACGAAUAAUUGGAAAAAUCCACAUUCUGAGGUGGGACAAAUGAAUGCAGACUGGUGUUCAUCAGAACCUCACAUAGUCGGAAAGAUCAGUUCCCAGUGUUUGGAAGAAAAUCAGGAUGAAGUUAAAAGAGAAUUCAACAGAAGACACACAGCAGCAGCAGAUGUAGACUACAUUAAAGCAUCUCCAGAUCUGGAAGAUGGUUUACCUACCUGGGCUCCUAGGUUUGGAUCACAGCAUAUUGAAAACUUAGAACCCGAUGAGUACCAGUCUAACAUCUACAUGGGAGGCACUCCAGUCAUGCUGUCCAGCAAACAGGAUCAAGUUGUCAAGCAGGAUGGGCAGCAUUCUGCCUCGUCGACUAAAAAGAAGAAGAAGCGCACUAAACGAUCAGAAAAGCGAGAAAGCAAAUCUACCAAGGAGGAACCAGAAAAUGAGUAAUGCCAAUUGCCAUGACAAGCUGGUAACUCUCAGUAAGCAGGUCAGAUCACAAGUUAGGCACAAGGGUUCUGUAAAUUCAAUUUAAUGUCACAUUUGUAAAAGGUAUUGUUGUGUGUCCACAAAUCUUAAUUUGUUUGACUUGGAUGCUUUAUAAUUCUAGUUAAAGUGUUUUAUUUAGCAUUGCUCCACUUCUUAUGUCAAACAACUUUCAUUUCUUCUCUGUUCAACUGUAAGCACAUGAAAGUCAACAGCAAAAGCAAUGUGAAAAAACAAUCUGCUAACAUAGGGUCUAAGCCAACACCUUUUUGUGAAAUAUGUAUUAUUAAUUUUUACACCCUUAGUGUCGUAUCUCAAGGUCUGACCACAGAACAGUUUAACUGUACUAUACAUGUUUAAAAUGAAAAAUUAUAUAUGAUGUCAGUGAAUAUUGAUUAAAUCUUGAAAUAACCAGCUGAGGAAACAAUCAAAAUUCACCUGAGAUGAGUGAAAACAAAUGUACGCAAAAUCUGAAAGCUGUGUUAAGCAGUGCUUAUUUCCAGUGCCAAUGCAUAAAGAGUUUUAUUCCACAGGAAUCUGAAUGAAACAGUUCUUGAAUCAAUGCAUGUCAUGCCAAACUAGUGGCUGCAAUUUCUCCAUGUCUCAAUAAACUGUGACUUGGAUUGAAGAACAGCAUGUAUUUGCCAUUACUUUUGUGGUAUUUAAACAUCUGACAGUUAGAGAUAUUUUCCUCUCUAUGUAAAGUUAGAGAGAAUGAUCUGACUGAAUUAUUAUGAAAACUUGGAAACAAAAUGAAUGAAAUUUCUUUAAGUACACAUUCAGAGCAAAAUGCACCUUUGUGUAUCUGACAGAAUGGGGGAAAACAGCAAGCUGGCUUCAGCUACUCGCUUUAGCUAGGUUAGUCUGUUACUGCUUAAUAUUCAUUUGAAGCAUUUUGUACAUUAUUGACAUUGGAAAUCAUAAAAAUACUUCAAUUUUGUCCCCAUCACCUGUGGCCAACUAUGCAUUUUUGUUACAUUUGUACCAAAGGUGGCUUUCUUUCUCAAUCACUUCUAAUGUAACCUUUUAUGCUUAGUUUAUUUUCAGAUGUAUUCUGUUUUUGCAUGUGUAAGUAAAUGUGAUCCGGACAAUCUUUACCAUGUAUGUGUUUUUAAUGACUAAUUAUUUUAAUUCUGUAGUGUUAAAGCUUUCUGCAUACAGAUGAGUGUCUUAACUAAAGUAGCUCUUUAUUCAAUCCUCAAUAUCGGUGCAUCUACAAUUUUGUCACACUGUUUGCAACAAUGUGAGAAAAGAAUUCAGCCUUAUGGAGCUGAAUGCAAAUUCCUAGCUGGUGUUUUUGUUCAACAACAAAACCCUUAAAGUAGGUAAACAUCUCAGGCCACAAACAGGCACUUUAUCGGAGCUGAUACAAGCUAAAGAAGGAGAAAUUAGGAGGGUUAGAUAAAAACGUGUUAACAACAUAGGUUUUAAGGAAGAUCUGAGCAGUGACAGAUAUUGCGAUAUUGAGCAUUUUAGGAAACAAACUGCGUAGCUUAGAGUUAUGGCAGUUGAAACUAUGAAUCAUUAGUUGUAGGAUUUGCGUGAACAGUGCAGAAGAGGCCAGAGGCCAGUUGUUCCAACUGUUAUGGGACUAAAAAAUGUCAGAUAAAUAGAGAGAGUGAGAACAUGUAGGGAUUUGAAUACAAAGUAGAGGAUUUUAAAAUUGAAGCACUGUUGGAUCAAUAACCUAAUUAGAUCAGCAUUCACAAGAAUCAUGGAUGAAUAAGACUGGUUUGUCUGUAAGCAUCAGAAUUUUUAAUUAAAUGAAGUACAUCUUCUCCAAAUCAUGCUUCAAUCAUCUUCUAUGGGUACAAAAUGUAGUUUAUUUAAGAUUAACAGAAAUAUUUCCUAAUAUAUGCAACAUCCACACAACAAAACACAGUUAAAAGUUUUUGUAUUAACACAGCCAAGUCAACUCCCUGGGAAUUCAAUUACACCGAGAAAUGUUACGUGCUGUAUUGACCUGAUGCCAUCUCACUUCUCUUCUGUUUCCAUGAACAAGCCAGUUAUGUAGGAAAUUGUGACAUUUUCCAAGUAGUCCCAUGAAUGGGUGCAGAGCACAAUUUUAUUGGUUGCCAUUUUGCAAGAAUCCUGUUCCCUUCGUAAAAAAUACAUGAAACGGGAAUGUGUGUAGGCUGCAUAGUCCUUAAAUUCGGCUCCACUAUUCAAUAAAAUAAUGAUUGACCUUUUACUUCAAUCCUAUCCUAUGCACAAUCCAUUUAGAGUCUCCAUUCAAUUCUCCCGAAAUAUUCAUUAAUAAUAUUCAACCUUUUAUAACAUGUUUACUAUAACAUGAAAUUGGGAAGAUUAUCUCUAAUUCAUUUUAAAGCAAAAUAUUGCAGAUGCUGGAUAUCUAAAACAAAUACAGAGAAUGUUGGAGAAAAUCAACAGAUCUGGUAGCAUCUGUGCAGAGAGAAAGGCUUUGAAAUGCUUUAACUAAUUGUACUGCUAACUGAAUCAAGGGUGUAUGGACAGACAAAAUGGAGGAAAAACAGAAACUAUAAUGCCUUCUUAAAACUUAGAGAUGUUGUGCAUGCACAAUUUCAGCACAUCAUAA
Molecule: messenger RNA, 10708 nt
Organism: Hemiscyllium ocellatum (epaulette shark)
Lineage: Eukaryota; Metazoa; Chordata; Chondrichthyes; Orectolobiformes; Hemiscylliidae
Exons: 10
Coding region: 1-8115 (2704 amino acids)
Biological process (GO): homophilic cell-cell adhesion
Cellular component (GO): plasma membrane
Molecular function (GO): calcium ion binding
Source: RefSeq, a predicted model, not a curated record